AUGGAAACUGCUAUCAGCAGUGAUGCUAAAAGCCAUGUAACCACCGAGCCUGGCGCACUUGCAGCUCAAUCAAGUUCAAAGCCGUUGAUCGGCGCCAGCCUGCACGCGAUCAACCUCAGUGCUCCACAGAGCCUGGAAAUCAAACAAGUUGGUUUCAUUGCCGUCCUGUUCAGCCUGUUUUGCUUUUGA
Messenger RNA from Puccinia triticina, 189 nucleotides. RefSeq lists its product as uncharacterized. Bases 1 to 189 code for a protein of 62 amino acids. The record is from RefSeq and is a predicted model, not a curated record. Lineage: Eukaryota; Fungi; Basidiomycota; Pucciniomycetes; Pucciniales; Pucciniaceae. The transcript has 2 exons.